Molecule: messenger RNA, 3239 nt
Organism: Drosophila innubila
Lineage: Eukaryota; Metazoa; Arthropoda; Insecta; Diptera; Drosophilidae
Gene: Pgant1
Product: polypeptide N-acetylgalactosaminyltransferase 1
Exons: 4
Coding region: 737-2539 (600 amino acids)
Cellular component (GO): Golgi apparatus
Source: RefSeq, a predicted model, not a curated record
UUCGCGAGUGUUUUUAUUUUCGCAAAGCCAUAUUUAAUAAAAUAUUGAAAAAUCCCCGCGAUAAGCUUACGAAAAAAGAACCACAUAUAGAACGUAUGUGAAAAGUGACGUGUUGAAAAUAAUCAGACAGCGAUGCGGAACACAGUCGCCGUCAAAAAGUUCGAACUGAGCAACAGAAGAAGAAGCAACAGUUAAACUAUACAAUAUUUAUAUACAUACAUACAUACAAACAUAGUUAGGUGCGAGCAAUGGGCGGUGCGGAGCAGAGCGGAGCGGACAACAAGAGCGACUGCGAGCGGAGCGACUAGAAUUAACGUUUAGUCUAGUUUAAGCCACAGCCAUAACAUAAACACAAAGCGGCGAUUGGCGAUUGGAGCUGCCUAAAAAAAUAAAAGAAUUAUAAAUAAGCUGAAAUUUAUAUGUGUAUGAACAAGUGUGUGUACAUAUGUAAAUAUUUUAAUAUUGCGCUCGUCUGUUUGUUUGUUUGUUUGUUUGUGUGCACAUAUUGAAAUUUUGCCAGCGGCGUCAUGGCAAAUAAAGCCACCAGCUAGAAAUUCAACGGGCCACGUCCACGCUGCAACAUUGUAACUGAAAGUGAGCAGUUAAUCAGUUCGUCAGUUGGACAGUCAGUCAGUGCUACCUCAACAAAUAAGAAAUAAGAAACCAACAACUACCGACAGAGACAUAGACAUUGUCCAGUCAACCAACCACACACACACACACACACGCAACCAAUAUGCUGCCUCGGUUUCGUUCCUUCUAUGGCAAAGUCAUAAUAUUUAUACUCGUGGCACUGUGCUUCAUACUCUACCUGAAGGUCCAGCCGGCCAGCGAAGAGUAUCUGCAGUCGGGCAGACCCAGACCAGCAGCCCUGCAUCGCUCGCAUGACAAACACAAUCUGGAUGUCGAUGAGGCUGAAAAUGAAAUUCGACCUGCCACGCAAUCGCCGUAUGAGCACAGCAUACGAUUGGAUCUACAAAAGCAACGAUCGGGUUUAGGCAAUGAAGGCGUGGCAGUGCAUCUGAAAGGUGUUGCCAAGACGCGUGGCGAGAAGAUCUACAAGAAGAUCGCACUGAACGAGGAGCUGAGCGAACAGCUGUCCUACAAUCGCACAGUGGGCGAUCAUCGCAAUCCACUGUGCCUGCAACAGCACUAUGAUGAUCCCAGCACACUGCCCACGGCCAGUGUGGUCGUCAUAUUCUUCAACGAACCCUACUCCGUGCUCAUUAGGACGGUGCACAGCACCCUCAACACCUGCAAUCACAAGGCACUCAAGGAGAUCAUCCUCGUGGACGAUGGCAGCGACAAUGCGGAACUGGCCGGCAAACUGGAUCACUAUGUGAGAACUCGACUGCCCAGCGGCAAGGUGACAAUACUCCGUCUCAAGAAUCGCUUGGGUCUGAUACGUGCCCGUUUGGCUGGCGCUCGCAUUGCCACCGGAGAUGUGCUCAUCUUCCUGGACGCCCAUUGUGAGGCGAAUGUGGGCUGGUGUGAGCCGCUGCUGCAGCGUAUCAAGGAGUCACGCACCAGCGUACUGGUGCCCAUCAUCGAUGUGAUCGAUGCCAAUGACUUUCAGUACAGCACCAAUGGCUACAAGUCAUUCCAGGUGGGUGGCUUCCAGUGGAAUGGUCACUUCGAUUGGGUGAAUCUGCCGGAUCGCGAGAAACAGCGUCAGAGCAGGGAGUGCAAAGAUCCGCGCGAGAUUUGUCCCGCCUACAGUCCAACAAUGGCCGGAGGACUAUUUGCCAUGGAUCGACGCUACUUUUGGGAAGUGGGCAGCUAUGAUGAACAGAUGGAUGGCUGGGGUGGCGAGAACUUGGAGAUGUCCUUCAGGAUCUGGCAAUGUGGCGGCACCAUCGAGACGAUACCUUGCUCCCGAGUGGGUCAUAUCUUCCGUGACUUCCAUCCCUACAAAUUCCCGAAUGAUCGUGACACACAUGGCAUAAACACAGCUCGCAUGGCGCUGGUGUGGAUGGAUGAAUACAUAAACAUAUUCUUCCUCAAUCGGCCAGAUCUUAAGUUCCAUCCGGAUAUUGGUGACGUUACGCAUAGAGUAAUGCUGCGCAAGAAGCUGCGUUGCAAGAACUUUGACUGGUACCUGAAGAACAUUUAUCCGGAGAAGUUUGUGCCUAAUAAGAACGUUAAGGCCUGGGGAAAAGUGAAAACGGUCAACUCCAAUCUGUGCCUGGAUGAUCUACUGCAGAACAACGAGAAGCCCUUCAAUCUGGGCUUGUAUCCCUGUGGCAAAGCGAUGCAAAAGUCUCAGCUCUUCUCGUUCACCAACAACCAUGUGCUCCGCAAUGAACUGAGCUGUGCCACAGUGCAGCACAGCAGCUCACCGCCGUUCCGUGUGGUCAUGGUGCCCUGCAUGGAGAACGACGACUACAACGAGCAGUGGAAAUACCAGAACCAUCAGCUGGUGCACAGUAACACGGGCAUGUGCCUUGACUACGGCGGCCAAAAGAGCAUGGAUGAUGCCCAAGUGGCGCCAUGCAACCCUUCCAGUGAGACGCAGCGUUGGACCAUCGAACACGACUGAGAAACGGUGGAGGAAACGCCAGCGGACCAAUUGCCAAUUGCAACCGAGAGAAACUGACUAAGCGAAACAAAACGCAACGUUUUCAACUCAACAGACUCGAAUUAACGCAACAAAACAAAAAAGAAAAACGUGUAAAUACCAAUUAAAAUCAAUGCUAGAAAUAUGUAUCUAUAUAUAUAUUUUCUAUAUGAUAUACAUAUAUAUACUAUACCAUAUACUAUAUAGAAUGUGUAAGUUGUAGUUAGCGAAUAUCAAAAAUCAACACAAAUCAAAAUGAAAAAGUCAAAUACGCUAUAAAAAUAUAAAUAAUUUAUGUGUUGUGGAUUUGUUUAUAAAAAAGAUAUGAAGAAAGGUAGAACCAGUUGUAUAGAUAUAUAUCUAUAAGUAUAUAUAUGUACUAUAUCGGAUCAUGUGCAUAUUAUUCCUAUGUAAAUGCUUGAUUAAUAACUGUAAUUUUAAUUGCUAUGUGAUCAUUAAAUGGAAUACACACUUGCAUUCCAAUGCAGUCGAACUAUAUACUUGAAAAGUCUCAACAUAAUACUAAUAAUAAUAAACCAACUAAUCUAAUAUAUGCAAUGCGUUAAUCACACAAAGCGUUGUAAGCAUUUAUUAACUAACAAAACUUGCAACCUGCAACUAUUUUUGCCAUUUGUUUUUUGAAAAAUAAAAAGUUUCCAAAUGGAAACACCAACAAAACACA